AUGGCCGCCGCCGCCGCCUCUCUCUCCUCCCCUUCCACCUCCCUGCUCUCCAUCCCCAUCCCGCCCACUCGCCUCUUCUCCCGCAAUCCCAAACCCAACCAGGCACCCCUGCGGUCGCAACUCCUACUGCGCCUUCCUCUGUCCAGUGGGUCCAGGGUCUGGCAUGUGCCGUUGCUGGCCGCAUGGUCCGCGUCCGCAUCCACGAAAUAUCUAGCGCAGCACCCGUCUAGAAGCCUCCAGCUGCCAGCCGAAAAAUCCACGCUGUGCGCUUCGUCCACGUUUCUCCGCCGCACCCUUGCUCCAUCCGCCAGCUGCAGCGUCUCCCGCAACCUCAUCCCCACACCGCCAUCCCCCGAAGCUCCGUACUCCAUUCCUCUCCUCGAGCUCCACCGGUCGGCACAUCAAUUCGCCCCCACUGCCCCCUCCCCUGGAAGCUCCAAAAUCCAUUCCCCCUCCUCGAGCUCCACCGCCUCCAUUCCUCACCGGUGGAGGCACAUCAGUUCGUCCCCCCCCCCCCCCCAAGCUCCAAAAUCCAUUCCCCCUCCUCGAGCUCCACCGAUCCGCUUCUAUCCUUGCUCGAUUCGUUCCCCCUCCCCCAAGCUCCGUACUCCAAUCCCCCUCCUCGAGCUCCACGGCUCUGCCUCCAUUCUUCACCGGCUCAGCCACAUCGGAUCGUCCCUCAGCGCGCGGCCCCCCACCCGCCGGCGUCGCCCUCUCCGAGUACCUAAGAGGGGAUCAUUUCUGUCCCAUUGUACCACCGCAUAUAGCUACACAGAAUCGCAAGAAAAGAAAACGUUCGAACUACUUCAAAGCUCUAGCGUAACAAGCAACUGGGAUACCGCUCUAUUCAUUACAAGAUACAUUUGGAUCAUUGAAAGAAUAUACAAAUUUUCUCAAAGGCGCAGCAACACGCGCCACUCUAUCUAGUUGCAUAUGGACGAG
Messenger RNA from Phragmites australis (common reed), 942 nucleotides. RefSeq lists its product as uncharacterized. The transcript is spliced from 5 exons. The record is from RefSeq and is a predicted model, not a curated record. The coding region runs from base 1 to 927 and encodes 308 amino acids. Lineage: Eukaryota; Viridiplantae; Streptophyta; Magnoliopsida; Poales; Poaceae.